Messenger RNA from Aspergillus udagawae, 1185 nucleotides. RefSeq names its product questin oxidase family protein. Lineage: Eukaryota; Fungi; Ascomycota; Eurotiomycetes; Eurotiales; Aspergillaceae. The record is from RefSeq and is a predicted model, not a curated record. The transcript has 4 exons. Gene Ontology annotation, molecular function: oxidoreductase activity. The coding region runs from base 1 to 1185 and encodes 394 amino acids.
AUGCACUCCCACUCCUCCUGGACAGCACAAGGCAUAACGAUUCCGCCUGUUCAAAUCCAUGACAUUGGCACAGCUACGGAGGACUCUGCCCGCACUUUGAAUCAUUAUCUCAAGGCAAAUCACGCCAGAUAUUCCCUACUUUAUCAUGGAAAGCUCUUUCAUAACCACGUACCGCAUAUACUGAGCUCGGCCUAUCUGCUCGGAGCUGGUGCGGGUGAUCUUAAGCGCCUGUAUGAGGCCGAGUCAAGGGGAUUGGAGCCCUGGGCAGACUCGCCGAGUGACGUAACUACAGAAAAUUGGCGCGACUGCCUUGGGAAGAAAGAGUACGAGCGGGGUUUUGUGAAGUUUUUCCAAGGCGAAGUCGCUCGGGAAGGCGGUGACUGGAAAAAGGUAGCUGCAUAUUAUCUUUUCUCGGGGAAGCAGCCUCUGAUAAACUCUGUAGUCGCUGGCGCUGGACAUGCCCUCAUCCAUCUCGGCUACGCAUAUCAUAUGUCCAGCAGCGAAAUAGGUACGGAGGCGAUAGCAUUGACAGCAACGGACUACAAUGGCAUUCAUAAGUAUCUGGAGAAUGAGGCUUACUCUCAGGUUCAACCGCCUUACAAAUCACCGUCUCCUUUGGAGAUAUUGGAAAAGGUAAGAACAGACGAACGUUUCAAUCGCCUGUCCAGGCCGGGGUACAACAAUCUCGACACUAUUUUCCGGGAGUACGAGACUCCUCUUCUCGAGCACUGGAACGCUUGGACGAUUGACUCCCCAGUGGAGCAGUUUCGGGAGAGUCAGAAGGCCGCGGCAGCAAUGGCAGUUGCAGCGAACAAGCACGACUUCUUCCUCAUUCAUAUCCUGACUACUAGCCACGCGAUCCGCGUUCUUCUGCCUCUAAUACCCGCUCAGUUUCACACACCGGUUUUGCGUCAGUGGUGGCUAAUCACCGUGGCACUUUAUAUUGCCCAACUCCGACCCAAGGUCACGCCAUGGAAGAUAUUGGAGUACAACAUUAAGGGAAGAGAUUGGGAUUGGCCGAUUUCAAGUGCUCUCAAGGGACAGCACUCUACUGAUGCGCAUUAUGUCAAGGCCAUUCAUGCUCUCAAAGAAGCCUGUGACCUCUGGGGUGAUUCUGAUUCUUUCUUUCUCAAGGCAGCUGUAAAGUUUGCAGAUGAAUUUCAUGGAUGGAGUGGGUUUUCCUAG